Messenger RNA from Athene cunicularia (burrowing owl), 2131 nucleotides. It is a transcript of the gene BNIP1, whose product is annotated as BCL2 interacting protein 1. Gene Ontology annotation, biological process: retrograde vesicle-mediated transport, Golgi to endoplasmic reticulum. Bases 1 to 666 code for a protein of 221 amino acids. Gene Ontology annotation, cellular component: SNARE complex; endoplasmic reticulum. Gene Ontology annotation, molecular function: SNAP receptor activity. The transcript is spliced from 4 exons. Lineage: Eukaryota; Metazoa; Chordata; Aves; Strigiformes; Strigidae. The record is from RefSeq and is a predicted model, not a curated record.
AUGAUAAGAAGGGGUACAGAAGGUACCUCAUGUUCCCCGGCUUCCUCGCCGCUGCUGAGGGUCAGGGACCUCGCCUCUGCAGGCCUGUCUCCCCAGAAACCGUGCAGGUUCCGAGGCCCGUGCAGCCGGGUGCUGUGGCAGGGGCUGCUUUGGGCCUUUGCCAGCUCGCGAGGGACCCACCUCCGCCGACAAACCGCCCGCUGUGCUUCCACCCGGGGCACCAAGGGGCGUUCGCCUACCCGAAGAACUGAACCAUUCCGUAAUACCGGCGGCACUCGGGACACAAGACGCGCGUUGUUCAGCGCCGAUCGGCCGCCUGCCGCUCGCCCUAGAGACUCCUUAAGGCAAAGGAAGACUACAAAAGAAAGUCUGGCAGAGAGUGCAAGUAACAUCACAGAGAGUCUGAUGGGCAUUAGCAGGAUGAUGUCACAGCAAGUCCAGCAGAGCGAGGAGACUGUGCAAACCCUAGCCAAUUCUUCACGAACCAUUCUGGAAGCAAAUGAAGAAUUUAAGUCCAUGUCUGGGACAAUUCAGCUGGGGCGAAAGCUAAUAACAAAGUACAAUCGCAGGGAGCUGACAGACAAGAUGCUCAUCUUUCUUGCUCUUGCCUUAUUCCUGGCCACAGUGCUCUAUAUUUUGAAAAAAAGACUCUUUCCAUUUUUGUAAAAUUUCAAAACUAAACUGAACUAUUGCAAAAGAUCAAAAAGAGAUGACAUAAUAAUGGUAGAGCUUUUAAAUAAAACAAUAAAGGGAUAUUGCAAUAGCUGAAAGAGUGUUAGAGCAGGCAUGACUUUAUCCUGUCCCUAUGGAGCAUGUGACCUGCCUAAGAAGAGCUCAAACGAGCACAAGUCGGGAAGAAGCAGGUAGAUCAAGGCGUGGAAAGGAGAAACACCAAUUUGCCUGUAGGUUUGGGGAACGAGAAAAACACUUGAAGAGCUAGGCACUCAAAGAUGCCAGUCUUAACUUUCAACCUCUCUUCGUUUUGCCUUGAAAUUAACUUUUGUCCUUGGGUUGGACUGGAAGCUGCUUUGACUCUGUGUAAGGUGCUGGGAGUAAGAUGAAGGAUGGAAGAGAGAAACUCGUGUACGUUCCGUUAAUAAACUAUUUAUUGUAUCUUUGUAAACCGAGUUGUGUUUAAAAAUGAAGUCUAACAGAUUGAAAGAGCCUGAAUAACUUCUAGUGUGAAAAUUCUGUUUAAUACUUAAUACUCUUGCUUAAACCAAUGCAAACACACUGGUGCAGUGGUUGCGUAUGGAUUGUUUUUUCUGGGAGCGUAGCACACGUGUGGUCUGGCUCUGUUCCUCUGGCCUUCGGAGUGCUCUGACCAAAGCAAAAAUAGGAGCCCCAUUUGUUACCGUUAAUUUGCACCAUAUAUUUGAGAAUUACACUGCCAGUCUGUUGAUUCUUUAUAAAAUGCCACUUUAUAUUUGCAAAAUACUGUCAAGUUGUAUGUUUGAAAGUUUUUCUCUUGCUCGUAUAAUUGAUCUUUUCUCAGUAAAAUGUUUUAGAAUGAUUACCUUCCCUAUCUCUUGCAUGUUAGUAACGGGAGUUGAUUGCUUUCGCAACAUAAAUACAACCAGCCAUACUCCAUGUCGUACCUUGAAGUGCCAAAAACUGCGCUGCAAUGUUCUUAAAACUGAUGUUGCCUUCCCCUUUGGAAAUUGUUUCAUUGCUGCUUCAGAGCUGGCUUGUAAAGUUGACAUUCUGUUUAGGAAAUUCACACAGAACAGUUAAAUACUGCCUUAAUUUAAAUAGUUAUAAAAGGCAGUGCUACAUAUAUCCUAAGAAACAGGAUGUCAAGCAAGUUGCAGUGUAUGUUUAUAUAUAGAGAGUGGAGGCUAGGUUGCCUUUGAGGUUAGUUUUCAAUAGUAUGUUUAGAGGGAAGAGGUGACCAGUCGAUUAUCUGGUACCUACUGUUAAGAUCUAGUGAAUGAAUCUUUCAAUGACAGCUCACCCUUUUGCUGGCAGCUGCUGCAAGCUUGGUUAAAUCUGGAAGUGGCAGCAGGUUAUAGUGGUCAAAACCGAAGUACGGGACAGUUGAAGUGAUUGUGUGGCUGUGUGCAUAAACAAGAAAAGUUGGAAUUUGAAAUUGAGUUCAAACACAAGGGCUCUGCCUGAAGUGUUGAUAUCA